AUGACUGAUGAGAAACAAGCUUUUCCAGAAGGUAGCAACCAUAUGACAUCAAACCCUUUCAAUGGUUCGGUAUCUCACAGAAUUUCCGAAUCUAUUAAAGAAAUCGCUGGCUCAAGGCCGCACGGUAAAUAUACGGUUCAAGACAUCGAUAACAUUAUAGCAUCCACAUCUUCACAUGAAAACAUAGACCAGUCAGGUAAUAGUAGCGGCUGUAUAGAUCAUGACGAGGAUGGCGAUAUACCGAUGUAUGAUCUGAAUGAUGAAAACGACGUUGAAAUGAUUUCUGAAUACCUUUCUAACCAGAGGAAGUUGGAAGCACAAUCGAUGGCGCAUUCGCAAAAAAUUGAUGACAGUAUAUCGCUAUUAAACCCACCUACUUUGAAAACUGUCUUCGUCGUUGACACCAACUUCAUCAUUUCGCACCUAAAUACUUUAGAAACGUUGAGAUCGCUAUCCAGCACUUACCACCAUUUGAUUGUUAUACCAACCACCGUAAUUCAAGAGCUAGACGGACUAAAAAGGAGCCCUGAUGUCGCUAGGGGCGAUAACGGUACGACUAAUAAGGAACAGGGUAGAACAAUAGGGACAUUGGCCAGAUGGGGGAACGAUUGGAUUUACAAGAAUCUGGCCAAUUUAGAUUCUGGUUUGAUAGGUCAAAAACUAAGGCAAAGAUUGAAUCCAAACUGUGUGAAAGACGACUCGAUAUUGGACUGUUGCUUGUAUUUCAAAGAGGUUUUGAAUUGUUUUGUUAUUUUGCUUUCAAAUGAUAAGAACCUUUGUACGAAGGCGUUAACUGAGGAUAUAUUAACUGUUUCAUUUAGGGAGAACAUGGAUGCAAAUCUAAUUGCAAUGAAGGCAUAUGAAGAAAACCAAUUGAGGUUUGCUAAUCCAUCUAACUCUGCAGUGAAUCAUGAUCUCAACCGUUCGUCAUAUACUUAUACGUCUAGUAUAGAAAAGUCCCCUUUGUCAUUAGGUCAGGUCCUACAAAAUGUCUUCGAACAAAUAAAGGAAACUGUUUUUUUUGCUAUUGAUCAUGUGUUAAGAAAAGAAUAUGGUGAAGACAUCGAAUUCAUAGAUUACAGCCCAGAGAACUUAAUCACACUAGAAAAAGCUUCAAAUUACGUUUAUUUGUUUUGGGUGUCUGUAUUUUCAGAACUUUUCCACCAUUCAAAGAUAAAGAGGAAUGACUGGAAGAAUUUACCGGCAGUUCUAACUUCCGAACCGAUGAACCUGAAUGACUUAAGAACAUUUGAACAGUUUUGGGAGAACGUAUUGCACUUCUUAUUUAGCAAAUUCUCUAAUGAUGAGAAACAAUCAUUAGAGAAGCAAAUCGACCAAUGGAAAACAUCUAUAAACGCUGCAUCUAUUUGA
Molecule: messenger RNA, 1371 nt
Organism: Saccharomyces paradoxus
Lineage: Eukaryota; Fungi; Ascomycota; Saccharomycetes; Saccharomycetales; Saccharomycetaceae
Gene: SWT1
Product: mRNA-processing endoribonuclease
Exons: 1
Coding region: 1-1371 (456 amino acids)
Cellular component (GO): nucleus
Source: RefSeq, a predicted model, not a curated record